GUUCGAACGCUCUGUCUUAGAUCGCCGCAAGAUCGCGACGCGAGCGCAUGCGUCGUACGUGCGUGUUACGGAAUCGGUGACAAAGCGUGUGUAAAUUAAUUUACAAAGUUAAUUGGAUAUCGGAUUGUGAAUCGUUGAGGUAUUUUUAGACGAAACAUUGCUGCUUUUCUGCAAAAUUAAUCAGCGUAUUACAGGCUUAAGUGGCUCUAAAAACAACCAUUUGUAAAAUUCAAACCAGAUCCUGUGAACCGAUGGCGCAAUACCAGUUUUUGUUUCUCGUCGCUGUGGCGGCAUCAGGUAUAGGACCAUGUCUCAGUCAGAGUUCCUUGAAAGUUGGGGCCUCAGAAACAACACCAGCCAGUUUGUUGAAAGAACUCGAAGACAACAGUCGUUACAAGACGUUAGAAGCAAACGCUACCCUACUGAAACUUCUCGUUGACGACAAAGGAGGAGUUAGCAAGUCGGAGGUUUUUGACAUGUUGCACUCCAAGGAUGAUAAUCAGGAUCACGUGGAUUUGCCAACGUUCCCUGAAGACGCGGAGGAAGGUCGGGUGGAUGUGAUGGUCGUACCAGAUUCACAGGCAGAGUACCUUCAAGCAUCAGAGUCAGUGCGUAAGGACUCACGAAGACUCCGUUCUGCAGGCGGGCAGGCCGGGGCCGCAGCUGGCGUCAUGGUUUUGGUGACGUGUGCCAUAGUGGUGAUAGCUUACACCGCGCUCGUCGUAUGGAGGCGGAUAUACUUAAAGAAGCACGGACUGAAACAUGAAUUGUUACGAAAUGAAGAGAUCGCCGAAACAAGAAUUGAGUUGUGAACGUAACAGUGCACGAGAAUAUUCGAAGACUUUCGUGAUUACUUUCAUUAAAAUCAACAAUUCUAUAAAAAGAUGAAGACUGAAUUAUUUAUAUGAUGAGCCACAGAGCUUGCUAAGUUGGUGUCACAGAUAAUAAAAAUAGUUUUAGUACCGUACAAUGGAUAAGGAAUGCAUAAUACACUAUGAAUUAUCCCUAUGAAUAUUUAAUAGUACAUAAUUUUGUAUUACAUGUACAUUGUACAAUUAAUUUGUACUAAUUUAUUUUUUAAGUAAUCUUUUCGAGGUUUUCACAUUCAUUGUACUCACGUCAUUUUACAAUUGUUUGUAAGCCACAAUGGAAUAGAUUAUCACACUGAGUUUAUAUAAAUAAUAUUUUUUUACUUAUAAUCUAUGAACAAUUGAAUAAUGUAAGUCCUUUUUAUGACUGUAAUUAAGAGGAAAAAUGCAUUUAAAAAUGUUUACUCAAAGGGAAAAUUUACUGACUUGUGCCAUACAACCAUUGUCUACUAUUAGUUAUUGAAAUUUUAAUACUGUAAUUUAAUGGCAAUUUCAUAUAAUAUAGAUCAAAUAGUCUGUGAUGUUUUAAUAAAAUAAGGAAUAAAAAACAAAGCAAAAUGCAAA
Molecule: messenger RNA, 1433 nt
Organism: Danaus plexippus (monarch butterfly)
Lineage: Eukaryota; Metazoa; Arthropoda; Insecta; Lepidoptera; Nymphalidae
Exons: 8
Coding region: 252-812 (186 amino acids)
Source: RefSeq, a predicted model, not a curated record